This is a messenger RNA of Austrofundulus limnaeus, 4566 nucleotides long. RefSeq names its product aryl-hydrocarbon receptor repressor a (gene ahrra). Gene Ontology annotation, molecular function: nuclear receptor activity; transcription cis-regulatory region binding; protein dimerization activity. Gene Ontology annotation, cellular component: nucleus; aryl hydrocarbon receptor complex. Lineage: Eukaryota; Metazoa; Chordata; Actinopteri; Cyprinodontiformes; Rivulidae. Gene Ontology annotation, biological process: regulation of transcription by RNA polymerase II; xenobiotic metabolic process; response to xenobiotic stimulus. The record is from RefSeq and is a predicted model, not a curated record.
AAUCAGGCAACAUCUGCAGCGGGCAGACAGCAAAGCGCGGGGGUCUGCCUUUAUUCUACUCUAUUUUCUUUUAUUCCAUUCUCCUCUCACUGGAUAAUAAAAACACCGCCGGAGCAUCUUUGACACGUUUGACUUGAAUGUGACUCAGCAGCCAACUCUAGGCUGGAUUUAAUCCGCAGAUAUUCUGGGUAAGAAAUGUUUUUAUUCAUUUUAGUUUGAUUCUAUCAGCUGAUAGGAGGCACACUGCUUGGAUUGGUGCAUCUUAAUGAGAGAGUUGAAGUUAAAUGAGCUGUGGGAGGUGUUUUUAUAAGUUUGUGUCUGACUCCCUGCAGCAGCGCACCUGUUGGCUCCAAGGAGACCAUGAUCCCUCCAGGAGACUGCAUGUAUGCUGGCAGGAAGAGGAGGAAACCCAUCCAGAAACAGAAGCCGUCUUCGGCUAACGAGAAAAGCAACCCGUCCAAACGGCACCGGGAYCGGCUGAACGCGGAGCUGGACCGGCUGGCCAGCCUGCUGCCGUUCCCCCCGGACGUCAUCUCCAAACUGGACAAGCUGUCGGUGCUGCGCCUCGCCGUCUCCUACCUCCGCGUCAAGAGCUUCUUCCAAGCGAGUCAAGACAAGACGUCCAGGAAGCCCAUCACCAGCCCAGCAUCCUCUAACCCUGAACCCAGGARAGAGAGCCUUCCACUGGGCACGGCCAUCAACGAAAGCAGCCUCCUCUUGGAAACUGAUGUGAUGCACCAGAACAUCUUCGACUACAUCCACAUAGAUGACCGGCAGGAGUUCAGACACCAGCUGCACUGGGCCAUGUGUCCUCCACAACACCAGGGGGGUUCUGGACCACCGGAGAGCCAACUAGCUGCAGGAACGGGUGAUGACUUUGUGCUGAGCAGCAUGUUUAACUCUCCAGAAGCAGGAGAGGUUUCUCCUGAGCUCUCCUGCUUCCUCAACAGAUGUUUUAUCACCAGAGUCCGAUGUCUCCUGGACAGCACCUCUGGAUUCUUGACCAUGCAGUUUCAAGGUCGGUUGAAGUUCCUCCACGGGCAGAAGAAGAAGUCUGCCUUGGGGGCACAAGUUCCCUCUCAGCUCGCCCUUUUCUGCGUCGCUGUACCUCUCUUACUGCCCUCAGUCACUGAGAUGAAAGUGAAAAAUAUCUUAAUGCGGGGCAAAAACAAAGGAGGAGGGAUUAUGGAUUGUGGUGAGCGUGGAGAACACCUGAGGAGACACUCCAUCAAUGGAGGAAUGAGUGACAUCACAGAUCCACCUUUUUCCAAUGCCCAGCGAGGCCACCACACCCCCUGGACUUCUCUCUGCAAAGACAACCUCAAGUACCGUCCUGACGGCUACUACAACCAGGAAGAGCCCCUCAACUACUGCAAGUCCUCCAUGGCCGUCCAUAAAGGUGUCGGGUCUGGCAUGGCAGGUGGGUGGCCCCCAAGACAGAACUUGGGUCUCGUCAGAGCGGCUCAGGAGGUCGGCUACAACCCCUCCACCCGYUUGAACAGGACUGGCCAGUACGGGAAGCCUUACCGCAGAAGGGACGAGGUGUUCGUCUCCAAGCUCUACGGGAACGUCCAGAUCCCGACAGACCCAGAUUUCUUCUGCGUGGACCUGGUGAAGUGCGAGAACGACUACGGAGAAUGCUACGACGGCCACCUAAUGCCCGACAUGCAACCUAUCAAGGUGGAGCACGACUCCGACUCGGAGAACGGGUGCGACACGUACGGACAAAACUGGGCAGUCGACCGUCGUUACAGUAACGGGAUGUACGACCCGAGCUCUGGCUUGCAGCUCAAAUCAGAGGCAGAAUAUUACGACCCACAGUACUCACCCUGUCAGCGAGGAAAAGCAGGAAUUAGCCCGCCGUACAACGGCAGCUACCCAAACUAUGCAGUCAACAACAGCGGGGUCAACGCCACGCGCCUGCCAAAGUGUGGCAAAGACUUGGGGGGCAACGGCGACUCCAGCCAGUUCAGCUCCCAGAAACUCUCUCACUCAGACUCCCUAUGCAACAACCAAUCGGUCAACCUCAUGGACUCUAAUGUCUACUCGCACAAGGCCUAUAUGCAACCGGACUAUAAUAAGCAUUACGAAUUCAAAGGUCACGGCCUGGUCCAUUCAAUUAAACGGGAGCCCAUGGACUCCCCGCCUUGGUCUGAGAAUGGUCACGACAUCAACCAGUCCAUGAUGACCGGUCCAAGGAACGUUAUGCCUUGUGGGAUGAGCACAGGCCACCACAAGUCAAGCCCCUACUCCUAUAUGCAGUGAAAGUGAUCAMAAUCACACAAUUACACAAACAGAUCUGUGCAUUAGGCCUCGUCCACUAUGGGAAUAAUAUUUGGGAAUAAAUUUAAUUAUAGGUUUAGCCUUGUGUCUAAGUGGAAAAAUAUCCGGAAAAGCCAUCAUUAUGUUUUAAUUUGGACAACAAAACAACUUUUUAAAAACUGUCAAAGACUAACCUAACGUCUGACCCCAAUCGUGACAGACACAACAGUAACUACAGUGACAGAUUACACRCUUGUAUUUGAUGGUAGUUUGUCAAUUACAGCAAAACUGUACUGUCAAUAAACAAAGCUGAUAAACAACAACCAUAAAAAUACACUAAAUAAUCUAGAGGUUAAAAAGGUUUUUAUCACUUCAUCAAACUGUUAACACUACGGAGUAAAAUUGUCCAUUGUAUUUUCAUAUUUGGACCGACAUAACUCUCAGUCAGUAGUUAAAUGCGUCCUCAGUCCACAAAACUCAUCAUCCUUGUCCCUUUCUUCUUCUUGUGUUUACGGUUCAAAACAAACUGAUUUCUAACAGAUGUGUAUAUUUUAUCUGCAUUCUCGACGUCUUGUUUCCUGUUGAACUUUUGUGGAAGCGUUACUGCAUCACAUACAGGCCUGGCAUAGUCGCUACAGCACUUUUGGGUUGUUUUCAGGAUUUCAUUUGUAGAAACAAUGCUGUAAUUACAAAAAUAGUUUAUAGAAACUACAAACAAAAUGAUUUUUUGGGGGAAAACAAACUAUUCCCGUGUGGACUAGGCCUUAAAAUUCUUUAUUUUCAUACACAUGCACCAGCAUUACAAGAAAACUUUAGAUAGCAAAACUCCCAGGAUGUCAAGUACUUUUUUUACAUUUAAUCAAAAAGUUUCUAAAAAGGCUCAGGUUCAAGCGUUGGUAUGACAAUCAUAAAAAAAGAUGACUUUCAGUCCAGUUUACGGACAGAAAAUAUUGUUUUUAAAAAAGGUACACAUUUUGUUUGCUAGUUCCAAACACAUUUUGGGAGAAACAAACACUUUUACUGUAAAAACAGUUUUAUACAUAUGACCUAAAUCUACUGUUGGGUUUAUUCAAAAGAACAGGUGUAGAGGUCAGAGAGAACUUAAAGACCAGUUUGAUUGGGAAGAUUUUUGCUUGGUUUCUAGAAACAGAUUGCCAUGGUUAGCAAGACUUUAAUCUUAUGCUUGGUCAAAGGAAAGUGAAGAGAGCAUAUCAAACGAAACAAUCAUUCUUUGAAGGAAUGCAUAAAACUUUGGCCCAAGUUUUGAACAAAGAUAUAUAAACUGUUAGUCCUUAGAUUGUGUUGCGGAUAACUCUACUACUAGCAUACCAACUGUUAGCUUGAUGUCCAUGGAUUGAGUUGUAGUGGCCAUCUUGAAUGGGUUGACACCAAAACUCAAUCAGUAGAUGCAGUUUCUCUACAAAUGAUUGGGUUUUCACUCCAAGUAGUCAAUGUUACAGAUAUUGGGGUAAAUAUUGGUAUGGCAGUAGCUGACAAUCCUUCCCAACACAUACUCUGAAAAUUAGCAGAUUAUAACAACUUUGUUGAAAACGUUGGCUUUUGAGUUACCGGUUGAUGUUUUCCUUUAAAGGAACUGCAUUUUUCCAAAACAUAGCUUGAAGGUUUUUACAAACAAGAUAAAAGUGACACUUUAUAUUUUUAAAGAAGUUUAACUUUAAUUUCUCUUUUAAAAAGCACAAUAGACAAGUUUAUACAGUUUCCAUCAAAGUGUUGUACAGAUGGGAUUAGGUAGGAUCACCAUUUCAGUCCUACAUUUCUUUUGUUUUUUUAGUCUUCAAACUUUGUCAGAAUUUUUGCACAAAUCGAUUGAACGCACCAAAUUUACUCGACGUUAGUCUCAGUUCUGUAAAGCUACUAUAGAAGCUUUUUAAUUGCACUACUGGGAACAGUUUUGUUUUGAAGUCCAGUGUACCCAGACAGGUUUUUUUUUUGAGUCGACACGCAUAAAAAGUACACAGUAUCACUGAUGAUGUGGGGUUUUACUUUUUUGUUCUUAUGUGUGCUGAUGUCAAUACACGUUUGAUGUUUUGUAUUUAUUGUAAAAGACAAAAGUCUAUAAUUUAAAGACUGUAAUUUUGAAGGCUUCCUUGUUUUCCCGACAUUUUAAAAAUGGYGUUUUUUUUCUAAGUAUCUUUUUAAAAGAUUUCUUUAAAAGGACUGACUUGCUUAUCUCAUGGAGGUAGCUGCAAGGUAGCAAACAGUGUAUAUAUGCAGUGUCUUCCAACGUUUCUACCUGUUUUUGCAAAUGGGAGUUAUUGAUUAAAGAUCUUUUAUUAUUAAAAA